AAUACAUUCACUGACUUUCCAAAUACAACUUCCACAAAAAUGUAAGGUAAUAGCUAUGAACACUGAAAAAGACAAUCAGUGGUAUAGGUACAAAUGGAUGAGAGCCAAAGCUGAUUAGAAGGAAAUCAUGGUCCAUUUACUGUUUAGUUAACUGAGUUAUUUUGGCCCUUGAACAAGAGGACACUUUAGUUUUAGGUUAUCUGGAAGACUGUAGUAUACUUUUCUCUCAAUCACUCAAAGAGUAGCAAUAGGAGAAGUAUUUUUUCAAAACUAAUUCACAGAAGACAAAAGUGCCACAAAGAUAGGAAAAAUUCAUUUUUUUUCUUUGUUAACUAAAUGUAAAUAACGGGGCGGGGGGAAGAGAUCAGUGUGAUAUGCUUAAGUAUGAACAAAUAAUACCUCUAAAGCAACCUAUUCACUCCUGGAACUACUACAAUUAAUGCAGAUUACCUAUGAUCUGCCCAGGAAGGUCCCAAGAAAAGAAAUAAUUUGCUAAAUAGAAUUUGCCAGGGAAAAAAAAUCAUGUAGUCCGGGGAUGACAAUUCAGAACAUUACACAGGUGGAUGGGAAGAACUACUUGUAAGAAGCUACCAAGUCAAUUUUGGCCCAGAAAUGAAUGCUGUUCCUAAUUAUAAGAACCUCAAAAAAAACUGGCCAAAGAUACACGACACUAUCACUUAGUCUGACUAACUUUUGGGAACAAUCACAUUUUUAAAACACAAGGGGCAGUCCUAUUGUCACAAUCCGCUCACAUUAUUUUAAAUAAAAACUAGGAAAUCAGGUCGAGAAUAGAGCUCCAACCUGAAUUCAUCCCCACUUGUGAUAAGAUUUAAAAAUUCUGACAGUCUAGGAGCAAAAUACAGGGACACUUUACUACCCUGAAAAUCAUGCCGGGUUCCUACUAGGCCAGACAGACAUAAGUUUUCGGGCCGUCACCAUCACCGCGCGGCGUCCGGAGCGCGUUUCUCCCAGGCGCUCUCCCCGCCGCAGCGCUCGCGAGACACUGUUGCGUUGUCGUCACGCCCGUCGGCGUCAAGCCCUUCCCCACGGAUACGCAAAAUGACCCCCGGCGGAAAAUUCUUCUGCACUAGCUCCCUGAGGCGGAGGCCGGUAAGAAAUGACUCCUUUUUCUUCGAACUUUCCGCAGCCCAGAACCAAAUGCCGUAGCCAGGCUCACCCACAGACUCCAAGGAACAAUUACCCAACCUCAGCCCAGCACGAGGAGAGGCGGCGCCAAGAUAAACCUAUUUUUACGAACGCUUAAAGCAAGUCUCGCGACAUUGUAACAUCUCCUUUCUCAGCCCCACCCCUACGUCAUUGCGUUAUCUCAGAAACGUCGCGAGAUUUCCGCCUUUCAGUCUCCGCCCCUUUACGGCACGAUGGUCGCGCAAGAAUGUGAUAGAGCCUCGACGGCCGCCAUUUUCUUUCUUUCUUAGCAGUUAGCUGAGCGGAGAUCUCUGAGAAGAAGCGGCAGCGGCUACUGUAGUGUAGCCAUGGCAGACUAUUCAACGGUGCCUCCACCCUCCUCUGGCUCAGCUGGUGGUGGUGGCGGCGGCGGUGGCGGUGGAGGAGUUAACGAUGCGUUCAAAGAUGCGUUGCAGAGAGCCCGGCAGAUUGCAGCAAAAAUUGGGGGUGAUGCUGGUACGUCAUUGAAUUCAAAUGACUAUGGUUAUGGGGGACAAAAAAGACCUUUAGAAGAUGGAGAUCAGCCAGAUGCCAAGAAAGUCGCACCUCAAAAUGACUCUUUUGGAGCCCAGUUGCCGCCGAUGCAUCAGCAGCAAAGAUCUGUAAUGACAGAAGAAUACAAAGUUCCAGAUGGAAUGGUUGGAUUUAUAAUCGGCAGAGGAGGUGAACAGAUCUCACGCAUACAGCAGGAAUCUGGAUGCAAAAUACAGAUAGCUCCUGACAGUGGUGGCCUACCAGAAAGGUCUUGUAUGUUAACUGGAACUCCUGAAUCUGUCCAAUCUGCUAAGCGUUUAUUGGACCAGAUUGUUGAAAAAGGAAGGCCAGCUCCUGGCUUUCAUCAUGGUGAUGGACCUGGAAAUGCAGUCCAAGAAAUCAUGAUUCCAGCUAGCAAAGCAGGAUUAGUUAUUGGAAAGGGGGGAGAAACUAUUAAACAACUUCAGGAACGGGCUGGAGUUAAAAUGGUUAUGAUUCAAGACGGGCCUCAGAACACUGGUGCUGACAAGCCUCUUAGGAUUACAGGCGACCCAUACAAAGUCCAACAAGCCAAGGAAAUGGUGUUAGAGUUAAUUCGUGAUCAAGGUGGUUUCAGAGAAGUUCGAAAUGAGUAUGGGUCAAGAAUCGGAGGAAAUGAAGGGAUUGAUGUUCCGAUUCCAAGAUUUGCUGUUGGCAUUGUAAUAGGAAGAAAUGGAGAGAUGAUCAAAAAAAUACAAAAUGAUGCUGGUGUUCGGAUUCAGUUUAAACCAGAUGAUGGAACAACACCUGAUAGGAUAGCACAAAUAACAGGACCUCCAGACCGAUGUCAGCAUGCUGCAGAAAUUAUUACAGACCUUCUUCGAAGUGUUCAGGCUGGUAAUCCUGGUGGACCUGGACCUGGUGGCCGAGGAAGAGGUAGAGGUCAAGGCAACUGGAACAUGGGGCCACCUGGUGGACUACAGGAAUUCAAUUUCAUUGUGCCAACUGGGAAAACUGGAUUAAUAAUAGGAAAAGGAGGUGAAACCAUAAAAAGCAUAAGCCAGCAGUCUGGUGCAAGAAUAGAACUUCAGAGAAAUCCUCCACCUAAUGCAGAUCCUAAUAUGAAGUUAUUUACAAUCCGUGGCACUCCACAGCAAAUAGACUAUGCUCGGCAACUCAUAGAAGAAAAGAUUGGUGGCCCAGUAAAUCCUUUAGGGCCACCUGUACCCCAUGGGCCCCAUGGUGUCCCAGGCCCCCAUGGGCCUCCAGGGCCUCCAGGGCCUGGAACUCCAAUGGGACCAUACAAUCCUGCACCUUAUAAUCCAGGACCACCUGGCCCAGCCCCUCAUGGUCCUCCUGCCCCAUAUGCUCCCCAGGGGUGGGGAAAUGCAUAUCCACAUUGGCAGCAACAGGCUCCUCCUGAUCCAGCUAAAGCAGGAACAGAUCCAAAUUCAGCAGCUUGGGCUGCUUAUUAUGCUCACUAUUAUCAACAGCAAGCACAGCCACCACCUGCAGCUCCAGCUGGUGCACCAACUACAACCCAAACUAAUGGACAAGGUAACUAUGGAGAUCAGCAGAAUCCAGCUCCAGCUGGACAGGUUGAUUAUACAAAGGCUUGGGAAGAGUACUACAAGAAAAUGGGUCAAGCAGUUCCUGCUCCUACUGGGGCCCCACCAGGUGGUCAGCCAGAUUACAGUGCAGCCUGGGCUGAGUACUAUAGACAACAAGCAGCCUAUUAUGCCCAGACAAGUCCCCAGGGAAUGCCACAGCAUCCUCCAGCACCUCAGGGCCAAUAAUAAGAAGUGGACAAUACAGUAUUUGCUUCAUUGUGUGGGGGAAAAAAACCUUUGUUAAAUAUAUGGAUGCAGACGACUUGAUGAAGAUCUUAAUUUUGUUUUUGGUUUAAAGUAGUGGUUUUUUUUUUUUGUUUUUCUUUUUGUUUUUUUUUUUGUUUUGAAAAUGUACAAAAUAAUCUAUCACUACUGAUAGGAGGUUAAUAUUUCUGUGUAGAAAUGAAAAUUGGUUUGUUUUUAGUAUUUAGUGUAGAUGUACACAUUCCAGCAAAUGUAUUUGCAACUAUUAUGUGGUCAAUGCUUUGUGAUAUAAAUGUACUUUUUCAAUGUAUACUUUCACUUUUAAAAUGCCUGUUUUGUGCUUUACAAUAAAUGAUAUGAAACCUCCUGUGUCGGUAAGUUGGAUAUGUGGGUAAAGGAUUCAUAAUUUCAUAGCAAUGGUAAAUUAAGAUACAUAUACACAAAUAUGUAAGCUUUCCACAUGGAUUACUGAGUCUUUAAACACUGGCAUGUUUUUUCCCCCCUUGCAGAAUAGUGAUAGAUUGGAGGAUCUUUUCCAUUUAUAUUUGCCUAUUUCAGCACAAGUAAUCCUGAUAUCUUCAUUUUUUUUCUUCUGUUUGAUUAAAAACUGCAUGUGUGUACAAUGAUCUUUUAGUGUACUUCCAUUGCAUUAACAGUGAAAUUUCCUUUUAUACAUGACCACUGUUUCAGACCUGUACUGCUGCUAUAACAGUUAACCUUUCUGUUCUUAAUUUGAUAAUUACUUGAUUUCCAAGACUGUUUCAGCAUAACUAAUUUUAAACAGUUUUCAGAUAGCAAAUUCGAGUAGUCUAAUAAGAACAGCUUUUUCCAUGUAAAGCAUCUCUUUUAAUGUAUAUAAUAGUGUGUUUCUCUCUAAAUUUAGGGUAGAAAAGUUGAAUAGUAUGCAAAAAGUAUAGCUACACUGCAUCUGCCAUUGAAACAUUUGGGUAUGGAAACGUUCAAGUUUUUUUUCUUUUUUCUUUUUUUUCUUUUUUUCUCUUUUUGCAGUAUAGAUAAGCUUUGUUUUGUAAAUGCACAAGUCCAGUCAUUUAAUCAAAUUAAUUUUUUGUGUCCUUGAAGUCAUAUUAUUACUCUUUAACACUCAUGCUGAAGUUCUGAUAUUUUGUUGAAAUCCAUUGUUUUACUCUUUGCAUAUUUGUUGGCUCUUUGCAAGUUAAUAUAUUAGACUACAUGCAAAUACAGUCUGUCUUGCCAUUGUCUGUUGAAGUGCAGGUUUGAUCCAGCCAGUAUAGAACUAGCUCUGUAGGGGUGAGGAGGACUGUGCUGUGUAUCAUCCUUGAUUGUGUUCCUUCAAGGAGCAUUGCACUGUAAGUACAUCAGAAUGACAAAUUGAUGAACUGCAACAGUAUCUUUUUGUCAAUGUUCCACAUAAUGCCAAUGCCAUAUUUUGUGUGAAUAUUAUGUUGGAAUACAGUGCUGAUAUCUUGGAAAACCAUAACUGCUUCUUAACAUAGAAUAAUACAUAGUUCUGUAUUUUUUUUUUAAGUGAGCUUAAUGGGUAAGUAUUUUUGAUAUGCUUUAGCUAUAGCUAAAGAAAACUGAUCAUUAACAAAGUUGAAUAGUAUUACUCACUGGUGCUCCUAAAUAUUCUUUUUCAGUGUAAAAUAUGCAUAACAAUAUGAAAAAUUUGAAAUGUUAUUAGACAGUGGUUUUCAGUUUGCAAAUAAUAUGCACUUUUAACACCAUUUCAUGAAUAUAUUAGUUCUGUCAUUGGUGGGAGCGCCAUUUGCUUUGAAUGUGCUUUAAAGAGGAAGAUGUUCAGGGACAUAAGUGUUGAGAUUAGAUGCAGGGUAGAAAACAGCAGUGCAGUUUAUUGUAGAAGGUAUGAAAUGCUUCUGAUUGCUCAUGUAACCUAGAAUGACCUCCCUUAUCCUUGCUUAGAUCUGGGUAUGUAGUUCUACUUGAAGUUUAAUAGUUAAGGAGUUAGUUAUCUGUUAUCUUUAAGAGAAGGAUAUUGACAUGAACAAUUUCAGUAUUUUGCAUGAUACUGUUAUAGAUGACAUUUUAGGAAAGUGGUGCAUUUAUUAAACUGAAGAAAUAAUUCAGUUGGAUUCAGUAUCAUAACUCACAAGUUGGAGGCUGUUGAUUUUGAUUCAUUUAAGGUUUAAAAUCUUUAUUAAUUGCAAACAGUGCAAUUAUUUAUACUUCACAGUGCCUUCCCAGACCUUCCACCUUAGGUUCUGCUGCAAAAAGCAACAGGUAAGCACAACCUAAGGACAUAUAUAAAUAAAUAUUUCAGUACAUUAAUGUUGUCCCUGUGAGGUUUUUGUGGUUGUGUACUCAAAAGCAAUCUGCUACUGCUUCCCCAAAAUGUAUUUUGUUAUUUAUGCUACCAUUUUCGUGGAAAGUCUUAAGUUGUUCAAGCAACUGUUUACAUUUCUAGGUAAUGGGGGUAUUUUUUAUUUUAAUUUUUUUUAUUAAAACAAAAUGAGUAGAUUGCUGCUAUAACUGAACAACAUCCGAAUCUUUUUGUAUUUUUCCCAAGAUAUAGAAGUGUUACAGUUAAGAAGGGACAGUUACAUAGUUUUCAAGAUUUAGGAAAUCAUUUGGUCAGAAACUUCAACAGCCUUCACAGUCUGUUUAUAUGUUGGAUAGGACAUUUUCUUUGCCCUCCAAACCUAUGGUUUCUUUUCUUUCUUUCCUCUCCUCUUUCCCUCCCCUGAAAUAUAGUAAUUCAGUAAGAAUUCAGUUUUAUUUUGAUUUCUUUUCUUAGACAAUUCUAUUUUCAUAACAUCUAUGCUGAAAAGGAAAAAUAAAUACUGGCAGUAUGUUUUGAUAAGCAUGUGUAUCAGUGAAAUGUUAACUGUAUAGCAAAUAACCUUUCAUUAUCUGUAUAGCAAACAAUAUUUUUCUGACUUAAGCUAUUUUAGUAACUGACGCUGCAUUUAUUUUAUUUUAUGCCAGUUUUAAAAUGUUUGUGUGUUCUUAUAGAUGAUUUUAACUGGUACAUACUUUGAGUUAAGAUGAAUGUAUUAAAGCAGCAUCAUUAUCAGUUUUGUUUAUUCAGUUUCUAAAAUGUGCUGAUCCUUUUAAAACUCCUGCUUAUCUCUACAACAAAGAAAAAUAUUCAAAAAUACUGCCUUCAUUUUCACACACAGUGCUGAAGAUGCUGCAAGCACCAAAUCAUAGCCCAUAAAAUCAGGUCCUGAGAUAGUUACCCAUAAAGAGGAAUCCUUUGAGUGUAUGCCAUUGGUGAGCCGAUGAGCAUGGACCAUAGAAGGGCUCAAUGUAGAAGGUAAAAUUGGCAAAUCAUAAUUGAGAAGUAUGAAAUGUGUUCCCAUACAUGAUAUGGUAUAGGGUUAAUGUACCUGCUUUUGAUCACUUUUCAUUUUAAAGUGCUGUUCACUUGUUCUUAAAUUGUUCCAUGAACUGUUAAAUUUCUUCUUAAGUUAUAAUUACUGCACCACAUUUGUGUGUUAAUGUGUGUUUUGAUAGCUAGGUAUAUUGAAAUUGGUAAUAUAAAGGAGCGAGUCAAGUUUUAGAAAAUAUAAACAAAUGCUAAUAGGUAUUGGGGCAUUGUUUUUAUCUCAUGAGAAUUUUUUAAUUCAUUACCAUUAGCCUUCACUGAUACUAUGAGCAUUUUUUUUUAAAUGGCGCUAAUUUUAGCCUUGAAGUAAUGCAAAGCAGAAAAGGUGAGCUGGUUGAUUUUAAUACAGUAGAUGUUAGGAGUGGUAGAAAAAUGUUUAGUUCACAUUGAAAUUGAACUUAUGUAUCACUUAAGCAAAAAUUCAGUGUUUUUUCUUAAGACAUCUUAGUGUGGUGAUACUUAGAAUUCUAUGGUUUGAUGUUUCAGAACUAAGUAUAGUUUUUUUAGUUAAUGAAAAUGGUUUUAAUACUAAAACUAGUGACUUAGUAGUGGUUGUUUAUUAACAUUGUAAACUAUAUUCUUAAACAUCUUAGUAGAUAGAUUUGGGUAGUGGGAACAGAGUACCUUCAGAAGGAAGUAGGUAUAUAUUAAAAGUGAUAACAUUUCAUUUGUUUGAAUACUUUACUAGCAGAAUCAGUUCUACCUAAAACUUAUCUGUUGUGUAGAAUAAUGAUGUAGAGUUUACUAAUCAAUGAGGAUGUCUUAUUUUUGUUUUCUGCAAAUUCUGCCUCACUUAUAAAUGCAUUUCAGUAAUACCUAAAGAUAAUUUUGACUCUGAAAAUAACUUUUGUUUAAUCAUUCACUUGAUUUUUCUUACCACAAUAUAAACU
Castor canadensis (American beaver) is the source of this 7670-nucleotide messenger RNA. NCBI's taxonomy places the organism in Eukaryota, Metazoa, Chordata, Mammalia, Rodentia, Castoridae. The record is from RefSeq and is a predicted model, not a curated record.